ACAACACAAUCUUCCUUUCAUACACAUAAGCCUCUGUAGAGAGGCCAGAGACAAGCUAGCUCUAGCUAGCUGCUAGCUUUGCAGCGCCACGACCACUACUCUUUCUCCACCAGCUCCCCGAUCCCCUUGACCGACCUCGCUCUGCACACUGUUCAAGAUCAGCUAGCUUCGUUCCCAUCCAGUCAGAUCAUCAAGGUCUUGAUAGAUCGCAGCCCUGAAUGGACUUCGACAUGCUGAAUUCCCACCCGGAGGCGCAGCUGGAGCUGAUGAACGCAAUGCUCCAGCUGGAGCAGCUCACGUCGUUCCCUGACCACCACGGCGCCAUGAUGAUGGUGCCCUCGACGACGCCCCACCACGUCGCCAUGAUGAUGGUGCCCUCGACGCCCCCGUCGCCGCCGUGCAUGCAGCAGCAGCAAGCUCACCACCACUUCUCCUCCUCGGUGCCUCACCACAUGUCCGCGGGCGGCGCCAACGGCCGCGCCACCUACCACGACCACCACCAGUACUCCUCCGCCGUCACUUCCCACGCGUCGUGCAACGGCAGCGCCCGCUCGGAGUACGCGGCGCAGGACUACCCUGCCGCCGCCGCAGCCGGCGGCAACGGCGGAGACGGCGCCACCGCCGUGGGGUCGUCGGCGAUGCGGGAGAUGAUCUUCCGCGUGGCGGCGCUGCAGCCGGUGAACAUCGACCCGGAGAUGGUGCGGCCCCCGAAGCGGCGCAACGUGCGCAUCUCCACCGACCCGCAGAGCGUGGCGGCGCGGAUGCGGCGGGAGCGCAUCAGCGAGCGCAUCCGCAUCCUGCAGCGGCUCGUCCCGGGCGGCACCAAGAUGGACACCGCAUCCAUGCUGGACGAGGCCAUCCACUACGUCAAGUUCCUCAAGACGCAGGUGCAGUCCCUCGAGCGCGCCGCCGCCGCCAGCGGCCGCCGCCCGGCGGCACCGGCGGUGGACGACGGCGGCGACGCGAUCUACCCCGGCCGCAUCAGCGGCCAGUGGUAGAUCUCGACCGAUCGUUGGCUCGCGCGCGGCCACCCCCUCCGGCAGUCAUGCACGACCAUGUUGUGCUCGAUCAUUCAUCGCCGUCGGACCUGGAGCUUUGCACGUACGCACGCACUGCGACGAACACGCGCGCGUCGGCAGCACGUGUGUGUACGAUCAUAUGUUGUGUAAAAAUUAAGAUGCACUUUGGCUAGACGCCCUACAUUUUUACUAGUAGUACCUAGCUAGAGAUGUUUUUUUACUGCCAUUUGCAUGCUUGCGACUAUACUCUCGCAGCACAUGCACACAUGUAAUAGCUUGUACAUUGCACGCAUCUCAUGUUGUGAACGUGUUAAUUUCCAUUCGUCGCCA
Molecule: messenger RNA, 1349 nt
Organism: Panicum virgatum (switchgrass)
Lineage: Eukaryota; Viridiplantae; Streptophyta; Magnoliopsida; Poales; Poaceae
Product: transcription factor HEC2-like
Exons: 1
Coding region: 219-998 (259 amino acids)
Biological process (GO): regulation of DNA-templated transcription
Molecular function (GO): DNA-binding transcription factor activity; protein dimerization activity
Source: RefSeq, a predicted model, not a curated record